AUGAGUGAAGAAAAAAGCUUUGGUAUAUCCCAGAAAAUGUUGUCUCCUUCAAGAAGUACUAGCAGCUGCUCCUCUAAGCAGGGAAGCCGACAGGACAGCUGGGAAAUAGUAGAAGGACUCCGGGGAGCAAUGAAUUGUACCCAGGAGCCACAGAAGCAGGAGGGCUGCUUGCUGAAAAAGAGGAAAUGGCCUUUGAAGGGCUGGCACAAGAGAUACUUCUUUUUGGACAGAGGGAUUUUGAAGUAUUCUAAAUGCCAAGCUGAUAUAGAGAGAGGGAAGCUUCAUGGUUGUAUUGAUGUUGGCCUUUCUGUCAUGUCUGUAAAGAAAUCAACAAAAUGUAUAGAUUUGGAUACAGAAGAACAGAUAUACCAUCUGAAGGUGAAAUCUCAGGAGCUGUUUGAUGAAUGGGUAGCAAAACUUCGUCAUCACAGAAUGUACCGUCAGAACGAAAUCUCCAUGUUUCCGCAUGAUGUCAAUAAUCUUUUUUUCCCUGUGUCUACUACUGCGGACUCUGUCCCUGGUUUCUGCGAUUCUGCUCCAGGUAGAAAGGCAGGCAGCUUGACCAAACAGAAUUCAUUGUCAGCUGUAGGUAACUUGUCAUUUUCGUUUUCGAGUAAUGAGUCUAGGAUUUCAUCUUGGCUGCAGUCUUCUGAAGACAUGGUAAAAUGCUCAAGAGACCUCUCCAGCUGUCACGCAUAUCUACUGGAAAUGAACCAGCUGUUACAGAGCAUGGAUGUUCUUCACAGGACAUAUUCAGCGCCUGCUAUAAAUGCUAUGCAGGUUGGACCUUUUGAAAGCCCAAAGAAGGAAAAGAGAACACACAGGAGGUGGCGAUCCAGAGUUGUUGGGAAAGAGGCUAAAGGAAUGUUACAGGUGCCUUCAGUAUUUUCUGCCCCUAUGAGGCUGCAUGCUUCCAAUCCUAACUUAUCUACAAUAGAUUUUGUAGAGGAGAAAAAUUACUCCGAUGGCUCUGAAACAUCAUCAGAAUUUACUAAAAUGCAAGAGGACUUAUUUCACAUCGCACAUAAAGUUUACUUCAGCUUGAGGUCAGCUUUCAGCACCAUAUCUACAGAGAGAGAAAAGCUGAAGCAGAUGCUAGAGCAUGAUGCAUCCUCAUCUCCAUCUGCACAAAUAGUUGGCUUGAAGAAUGCCUUAACAUCCGCAAUAGCACAAAACACAGAUCUUAAAGACCGGUUACGCAGAAUACAUGCCGAAUCUAUGAUCCUUGAUUCAGCAUCUAAUGCAAAAUCAAGUCCAGAUUUGGUGAAGGAAAAUUCGAGAGAAGAAAGCAGAGCUCUGGUUCACCAGGUUUCCAAUGAAAGCAGACUCUCUAUAGCUGACUCUCUCACAGAAUUUUUUGAUGCACAGGAAGUCCUACUGUCUGCUAGCUCUUCAGAAAAUGAGGUGUCAGAUGAUGACUCAUACGUAAGUGAUAUCAGUGAUAAUGUCUCAGAAGAUAACCUAAGCAAUGACAUGGAGAAUGAAAGACAAACUUUAGACUGCAUUUCUGAAAGUGGAAUUGGAUGCAAUUCUAAAAGGAGAACAUGUCUACCAGCUCCAUGUCCUAAUACAAGUAACAUCAGCCUAUGGAAUAUCCUGAGAAAUAACAUAGGAAAGGACCUCUCCAAAGUGGCCAUGCCUGUUGAAUUAAAUGAGCCACUUAACACCCUUCAGCGUCUCUGUGAGGAGCUGGAGUACAGUGAACUACUAGAUAAGGCAGCGCAUACGCCUAACCCAUUUGAACGGAUGGUGCAUAUAGCUGCAUUUGCAGUCUCUGCAUAUGCAUCCAGUUACUACCGAGCUGGAAGUAAGCCAUUUAAUCCUGUGCUUGGAGAAACUUAUGAAUGUAUUCGUGAAGAUAAGGGUUUCCAGUUCUUUGCGGAACAGGUCAGUCACCAUCCACCUAUUUCUGCGUGCCAUGCUGAAUCUGUGAAUUUUGCUUUUUGGCAAGAUGUAAGAUGGAAAAACAAAUUCUGGGGAAAAUCCAUGGAAAUUGUUCCAGUUGGUACAACACAUGUAACUCUUCCAGCGUUUAAAGACCAUUUUGCAUGGAACAAGGUGACAUCUUGCAUCCAUAACAUCUUAAGUGGGCAAAGAUGGAUUGAACACUAUGGAGAGAUCAUCAUCAAAAAUCUUAACGAUGACACUUGCCACUGCAAACUGACUUUCAUAAAGGCAAAAUACUGGAAUCCAAAUGCACAUGAGAUUGAAGGCAGUGUCGUGGAUAAAGCUGGGGAAGUUGUGCAUCGAAUCUUUGGGAAGUGGCAUGAUAGUUUAUACUGUGGGACAACUUCAUCUUCAAACUGCAUAUGGAGAGCAAAUCCCAUGCCUAAAGAUUAUGAACAGUGGUAUGGAUUUACUCAAUUUGCACUGGAGUUAAAUGAACUGGAUCAGCAAACCAGGUCAUUACUCCCAUCCACUGAUACACGUUUUAGGCCAGACCAAAGGCUUCUAGAGGAAGGGAAUAUUGAAGGAGCUGAAAUGCAAAAGCAGAGGAUCGAGCAGCUACAGAGAGAACGACGGAAGGUGCUGGAAGAAAACAAUCUAGAGCACCAGCCUAGAUUUUUCAGGAAAUCCAGCGAUGACUCCUGGGUCAGCAAUGGAACCUACAUGGACCUUAGAAAAGAACCUGGUUUUUCCAAACUGGACAAUCCUGUCCUCUGGUGA
Opisthocomus hoazin is the source of this 2667-nucleotide messenger RNA. Lineage: Eukaryota; Metazoa; Chordata; Aves; Opisthocomiformes; Opisthocomidae. The record is from RefSeq and is a predicted model, not a curated record.